This is a messenger RNA of Spizellomyces punctatus DAOM BR117, 2047 nucleotides long. Its product is annotated as E1 ubiquitin-activating protein UBA2. Lineage: Eukaryota; Fungi; Chytridiomycota; Chytridiomycetes; Spizellomycetales; Spizellomycetaceae. Gene Ontology annotation, cellular component: SUMO activating enzyme complex; cytoplasm. Bases 67 to 1881 code for a protein of 604 amino acids. The transcript is spliced from 13 exons. Gene Ontology annotation, biological process: protein sumoylation. Gene Ontology annotation, molecular function: SUMO activating enzyme activity. The record is from RefSeq and is a predicted model, not a curated record.
CAACCUACGUUUUUGGGUGCUGGAUUUUGGGGGGUGGACACGCACUGACUGAAAGAGUUUCACACCAUGGCCGGUCGCUAUCAGCAUAGCAAGACCACUAUUGGCGUGGACCUUUUCCAAAAAGUUUCCGAAGCACGCGUGCUGAUGGUCGGUGCGGGCGGGAUUGGAUGUGAACUUUUGAAGAACCUUGUCAUGUCCGGCUUUAGCUACGUGGAAGUGGUAGAUCUAGAUACAAUUGACAUGUCCAACUUGAACAGGCAGUUCUUGUUUCAGCGACAUCAUAUCGGCAAAGCAAAGGCCUCCGUCGCGCGAGAAUCCGCCCUUCACUUCAACCCAGAUGCGAAGAUUGUGGCACACCAUGCCAGUAUCUACGAACCGCAGUUUGACAUCUCUUGGUUCAAGUCAUUUGAUAUAGUCUUAAAUGCUCUCGAUAAUUUAGCCGCACGUCGUCAUGUGAACGGAAUGUGCUUGGCAGCAGGUGUGCCUUUGAUCGAAUCUGGAACAGAAGGGUUCAGGGGUCAAGUAACACUCCACAUGAAGCGUUUGACGCGCUGUUAUGACUGCGAUGCGAAACCGACGAAGAAGACCUAUCCAGUAUGUACCAUUCGAAGCACGCCAAGUGCACCUAUACACUGUAUUGUAUGGGCGAAAAGCUACCUCUUCAAUCAGCUGUUUGGUAACACAGAAGAGGAAGAGCCAACCAUAAACCUCGAAGAGACAUCUCAGAACGCCGAGGAAAUGGCCCAUCUCCGCCAUGAAAAUGAGGCAUUGAAACGUUUGAGGGAUGCCAUUGGGUCAGAUGCAUACGGAAAGCUGGUGUUUGAGAAGGUAUUCACAGAUGAUAUCAAGGGUUUACUUCUAAUGGAGGAGCUGUGGAAGAACCGUCGACCGCCCACUCCACUAAAUUUUGAAGAAAUAGCGGGUAACCGAAAGAGCACAAAACCAAUGAGAGACAGUGUGGAGUGGAAUCAAUGGGACCACAAAGUUUGGACUUUGGAAGAGAAUGCCGAAGUAUUUCUCGAGAGCGUGCCUGAGCUUGCCAAACGGCUCCUGGAACAGCGGAGGACCGAUCCAAACUACAGUUUGAGUUUCGACAAGGACGAUGACGAUGCCCUGAACUUCGUCACCGCGACCGCCAACUUGCGGGCAUACAUAUAUGGAUUGGAGCAGAAAAGCAGAUUUGCGGUGAAAGAAAUGGCAGGAAACAUCAUUCCAGCCGUUGCAACAACAAAUGCAAUCAUUGCCGGACUCAUUGUUCUUACGGCGAUGAAAGUGCUUGGAGGAAAUUGGUCUGACUGCAAAAACACAUGGGUUGCCAGCACUAUCAACCCUGAACGACUGGAUAAACCCAACUCAAACUGUGCUGUAUGCACAACAGGCUCCUUUAUCCUGACAAUCAACACGCGCACGGCGACAUUACGGGACUUAGUGGAGCGCGUCAUUCAGCAACAUCCCGAGGGCGAGGACGAAAGUCAAGGAUUGGGUAUAUCCGGAGAAAUAACAGUUCAGGAAGGGGAUAGGUUGCUAUAUGAUCCGGAUUUCGAAGACAAUAUGGAUGUGACAUUGAAAGAUUUGGGAAUUUUGCAUGCAUCCCGAGUGAUGAUAACAAACGAUGACGAUGACGAAGAGACCAAAAACGUCACUGUGGUCUUACAUAUUGUCCAUAGUGACAGUCUUGGUGAAUCGGAAACUCUCUUUAUACUUGAUGGGGAUAGAGAUAUUCCUCCUCGUCCUCGGAAGCCUGAGCCUGAAACUAACGAGACCAAACGCUCUGCAAACGACCUGACGGAGAUAAACGGCGAAUCCAGCUUGACCAAAAGAAGGAAAAUGGACCCAGAAGUUACGGCGGUUGAUGACGAUGUGGUCGUUGUUGGCGAUUGAAGUUAACUAAGGUAAUGAAGGAGGGUGACCUCGAAGCUGUGAUUAUAUAGACAGCAAUGUAGGGGGCAAUAUAGGCAAGUUGCUUAUCAGCUUAGUGGGAUGUCCACUCCGCGUGGUAUAAUAUAAUUGUAUAUAUACGAAGUUUCACAAUGUAUCUCAAGCGCUG